This is a messenger RNA of Exophiala viscosa, 2007 nucleotides long. Its product is annotated as phytoene dehydrogenase. Gene Ontology annotation, molecular function: oxidoreductase activity. Gene Ontology annotation, biological process: carotenoid biosynthetic process. Lineage: Eukaryota; Fungi; Ascomycota; Eurotiomycetes; Chaetothyriales; Herpotrichiellaceae. The record is from RefSeq and is a predicted model, not a curated record. The transcript is spliced from 4 exons. The coding region runs from base 250 to 1914 and encodes 554 amino acids.
UCUCUUGCCGACCUCUUCCAGAAUAUUGUAGCCAUGGUGUUUGUCAAUAUUGAUGUGUUCCUGCAUCGACAUACGUCCCAAGGCUCUGGUUUGGCCGAAGCCGAUGUCAGGCAGGAUGCCACUAACCGCUAAGAAAAGUGAUGGUGUCAUGGACUUUUGCAUCGGACCAAAAAAGUAUCAGCCAUGUGAUUUUCUCGACUCUCUGCCCAUUUACUGGGAUUCAGCAUUCAGGAAAGGUCUACCAAAGAUAUGAACAAGCCUAGGAGUGCCGUGAUUGUUGGCGCAGGUGCUGGAGGCAUCGCAAGUGCGGCGCGCCUUGCAAAGGCCGGCUUUCGCGUCACGGUUAUUGAGAAGAAUGAUUUCACCGGCGGACGUUGCAGCUUAAUACACAGAGGUGGACAUCGAUUCGAUCAAGGACCUUCGCUGCUUCUCCUCCCCGACCUCUUCCAAGAAGUCUUUACCGAUCUCGACACGUCGCUGGAAGCCGAAGGUAUCGAACUGCUAAAAUGCGAGCCCAACUACAACGUCUGGUUCGGAGAUGGCGAAUGCGUUGAACUUUCCACCGACGUGGCCAGAAUGAAGAAGACAAUAGAACGCUGGGAAGGGAAGGAUGGCUUUGCGAGAUAUCUCGCAUGGAUGCAGGAGGCUCACACUCACUACGAGGCAAGCAUCGUCCACGUGCUGAAGAAGAACUUUACAUCCUAUUGGGCACUGGGGAGGCCGAGUUUCCUGCCAUACCUCUUAGCAUUGCACCCGUUUGAAAGCAUAUGGCGCCGUGCAUCGAAAUACUUCAUGACGGAACGAUUGCGACGGGCUUUCACGUUCGGCAGCAUGUAUAUGGGCAUGAGUCCUUUCGAAGCACCCGGAACGUACAGUUUGCUACAGUAUACGGAAUUGGCCGAGGGUAUUUGGUAUCCGAGGGGUGGUUUUCAAAAAGUCCUUGAAGCAUUGACCAAAGUGGGUGAACGCCUGGGCGUUGAGUACAGGCUUUCGACUUCGGUUAGGCAAGUCAACGUGGACAAUUACUCGGGACGCGCGACCGGUGUGACGCUGGCUUCCGGGGAAAUCAUCAACGCCGACAUUGUUCUUGUCAAUUCCGACCUCGUUUACGCCUAUAACGAGCUGUUGCCUUCCUCGAAGAAGGCUGUAUCGCUUUCUAAGAAGCCCGCGUCGUGCUCUAGCAUUUCGUUUUACUGGUCAAUGGACAAGGUCAUCCCUGAACUGCACACACAUAAUGUGUUCCUUGCGGACGAGUUCAAGGAAAGCUUUGAUGAUAUCUUCAAGCGCCAACAGAUACCCACCGAACCAUCCUUCUACGUCAACGUGCCGUCGCGCGUGGAUCCCAGCGCAGCUCCCAAUGGUAGGGACACUAUUGUGGUGCUAGUGCCCUGUGGUCAUCUACUGGAGAACCAGGCCGAUCGGGGGCUGAACCCACAAAACGCACAAGAGUGGGAGAACAUGGUUACGCGAGCUCGCAACGCCAUCUUCGAAACUAUACGCCUACGUACGGGUGCCGAUAUCGCGUCACAUGUGGUCGAUGAAGAUAUCAAUACUCCAGCGACAUGGAAGGAAAAGUUCAAUCUCGACAAAGGUGCUAUACUAGGACUGAGUCACUCGUUCUUCAACGUUCUCAGUUUUCGCCCACGCACGAAGCACGACGAAAUCUCAAAUUUGUACUUCGUUGGUGCAAGCACACACCCUGGGACUGGCGUGCCGAUUGUGCUCGCGGGCAGCAAACUCACCACGGGACAAAUCCUUGAUGAUCUACGGCUGCCACGGCCUUGGACUGCAGGCGGCCAUAAGAGGAGGAUUGUUAGCAGCCUCGACAAGUUGGGAAGGCCGCCAUUGGAUUUGCUGCCAUUUGCUCUCAUCCUUUUUGCAGCUUUGUUGUACUGGCUUGUUGUGGUUGCUUAGGCACAUUGCAUGUGGUAACGGAUACUCAUAGACCUUCUAGAACAGCGCUACUGCUUAAUUGAAUCAUUACUCUGUGCUUUUUCACUUUACUUU